Molecule: messenger RNA, 3967 nt
Organism: Vespa crabro (European hornet)
Lineage: Eukaryota; Metazoa; Arthropoda; Insecta; Hymenoptera; Vespidae
Gene: Imp
Product: insulin-like growth factor 2 mRNA-binding protein 2
Exons: 10
Coding region: 444-2573 (709 amino acids)
Biological process (GO): regulation of gene expression; nervous system development
Cellular component (GO): cytoplasm; nucleus; cytosol
Molecular function (GO): mRNA 3'-UTR binding
Source: RefSeq, a predicted model, not a curated record
CCACCCCCCCGUCCGUCCGUCUUACUGCCUGCCUGCCUGCCUGCCUGCCUGCCUGCCUGUUUAUCGCAUAAUCAACGUAACGUAACUCACGUAGAGAAAGAAAGAAAAAGAGAUAUACACGUAUAUAGUACGAAAAACUUUACGCGUUACGUGAUCGGUAAAGGAGAUUAGUAAAAGAGAAGGUAAUAAAUAAUACAUUGAAAAUAAUCGUAUUGAGAAAUUAAGUUCGAGUUACGGAAGAGGGACGAAGAGAGAGAGAAAGAGAGAGAGAGAGAGAAGAAAAAUAAAAAGGAUUGGUUCGUGGGUUUUUGAUUUUGGCCCUUGGAAAAAAAGUUUUCGAAGGCAGCUAACUAAAGGGAAGAAGAAGAAGAAGAAGAAGAAGAAGAGGAGAAAGAAAGAAAGAAGAUAAAGGAAGAAGGAAAAAAAAAGAAACGAAAACAAUCAUGUCGAAACUCUACGUUGGCAAUUUAUCCUCGGAAUGCAACGAGAACGCCCUAAGGCAAUUAUUCCAGGAUCACAAUUUAUCCUGCACUACUAUCCUGGUUAAACGUGGUGGUUACGCUUUCGUCGACUGCGCAGACCAAUCCACCGCCGAUCGUGCGAUCGACAAGCUUAACGGUUAUACCUUCCUAGGAUCGUCGCUCGUGGUGGAGCCAUCUGUGGCCAGCGGUGCGAAGAAACGGGGUAGCGUCAUCGCCGCCCUACCAGAAUCCUCGCUCGACCAGAUCGGCAACGGAUGGCGAUUUGGAGAAAAUAGUGAUAUCCUACAGAAGGAGAUGGAGCGUUUGGAUAUCGAGGAGAAGAAUGGAGAUGGCCAAAGUAGCGGUGCCGGUGCUAAAGUCAUUGUAAGCAACAUCCCAGCGAACGUUAAAUUGGACGAAUUGGAACUGCUUCUAUUGAAUUUCGGACAGGUCCAAAACGUAGAAAAGGUAUCCUCACGCGAUCCCAAUACAUUGUCCUACCUCGUCAGCUAUGAGACGCUAGAACAGGCACAGCAGGCUGUGAAUCAAUUUAAUGGCUAUGAAUACGAGGGUAACUCGUUAAAGGUGGAAAUGUCUUCGGCUGAAAGCCGACGAAGAGGCCGCAGCCAACGCGGCGGCGUUGCAUUUUCCGGUCUUCCGGGAUCCGGCCGACAAACUGACUUCCCUCUUCGUAUUUUAGUACAAUCGGACAUGGUCGGCGCAAUAAUCGGCCGACAGGGUUCAACGAUACGUCAUAUCACUCAGAUGACGCGUGCUAGGGUCGACGUACACCGUAAAGACAAUGUAGGCUCUGUCGAGAAGGCAAUAACGAUUUAUGGUAAUCCAGAAAAUUGUACAAACGCAUGCAAGAAGAUCUUAGAGGUUAUGCAACAGGAGGCAAUGAAUACGAACAAGGGAGAGAUUAUUCUAAAGAUUUUGGCACACAAUAAUCUUAUCGGACGUAUCAUUGGUAAAGGUGGUAACACGAUCAAAAGGAUCAUGCAAGAUACCGACACUAAAAUAACAGUUAGCAGUAUAAACGACAUCAACAGUUUUAAUCUCGAGCGCAUUAUCACGGUUAAGGGUACUAUUGAAAAUAUGAGCAAAGCCGAAUCAAUGAUAUCGAGCAAAUUACGUCAGAGUUAUGAGAAUGACUUACAAGCCAUGGCGCCUCAAAGCAUGAUGUUCCCCGGUUUGCAUCCCAUGGCUAUGAUGUCCACCGCUGGCAUGGGAUAUAGCUCGCGUGGAACAGCCCUUUAUGGCUCUGGUCCCGCCCCAUAUCCCUACCAAGGGAGCUUGCCGACCCAGGGCGUACCCGCUGGUGAUACACAGGAAACUACCUUCCUCUACAUUCCUAAUAGUAGUGUCGGUGCUAUUAUUGGUACUAAGGGUUCUCAUAUAAGAAAUAUCAUAAGGUUUUCCGGUGCCAGCGUUAAAAUUGCACCGCUCGAACAAGAUAAACCGGCGGAGCAACAAACUGAAAGGAAAGUCACCAUUGUCGGAUCACCGGAAUCACAAUGGAAGGCCCAGUACUUGAUCUUUGAAAAGAUGCGGGAGGAGGGCUUCGUUGCUGGUACAGAGGAUGUUAGACUGACGAUAGAAAUUUUAGUACCAAGCGCUCAGGUAGGCCGAAUCAUCGGUAAAGGCGGUCAAAACGUUAGGGAGCUUCAACGUGCAACUGGAAGCGUCAUCAAGCUAUCGGAACAACAAGCCACGCCUCCCUCAGCCGACGAGGAAACCACCGUCCAUAUCAUUGGGCCCUUCUUCUCCGUUCAGUCUGCCCAAAGGAGAAUUCGUUCAAUGGUGUUGCAAUCUGGUGCACCCGGUGGAGCGGGAGGUGUAGGCUCACGCGCUGGUCGUGGUAGCAGCCAAGAAGGUGGUUCUCGUUCCCGAAGAGACGGUAGUGCAACGUCUCAACAAGGAACUGUUGUUGCAUCUCAACCGCAAUCACAAUCGUCGUCAUCCCAGCAGCAACAAACGACGUCCUCUACCUCGCCGUCAAGUCAACAACAACAGCAGCAACAGCAACAGCAACAACAGCAACCAUCGCCGCCACAGCAGCAACAGCAACAACAACAGCCACAACAACAACCGUCAUCUCAGAAUCAGUAACCUCGAUGAAAAAAAAAAGAACAAAAAAAAAAACAAACAAAAACAAAGAAAAAACAACAACAACAACAACAACAAGAAACAAUUUGUUCGAUGUCGCCGCGACCAACAGCAACGCUUCGUAUAAAAAUCCAUUUUUUUUUUCGUCGGGGUGGUGAGGGACUCGUCUCUCAUCGAGAGGCUGCGUAAAAAAAAACCCCUCUCGCGGAGAUACGUACCCUUCUAGAUGAUGAUGAUGAUCCAUAUAAGGAAAGAGAUAGUAAGACUAAGGAAGAGAUUAAGAUAAGGAGAGAGCGAGAGAGAAGAAGAGAGUGUGAGAGAGAGAGAGUGAGAGAGAAAGACGGGUAAUAAAAGAUGUAGCGAUGAAGGAAGAUAGAGCGAUGAAGAGAUUGAGAGAGUGAGAGAGAGAGAGAGAGAGAGAGAGAGAGAGAGAGAGAGAGAGAGAGAGAGAGAGAGAGAGAGAGGGGGGAGUAGUGCGGGCUCUUAUAGCGAUGUACAGAGAGAAGAAAUUACGGAAGAUAACGAAUAUUUCUUUCCAAAAUAAAUGAUAUUAAAUUGAACUGAACUAAAAAAAAAAACAAAUAAAAAAAACAAAAAAAAAACCAAAAAUAAACCAAAAAAAGACAAAAAAAAACGUUUUUUUUCUUUUUUUUUUAAAUAAAAAAAUGUGUAUACACGGAAAAAAACAUUAACCAAAAAUAUCAUUCAGCAGGAACCAAUAAGAGUUACUUUUAACCCUGUCGUUUUCGGUACUGAUUUUUUUUUCUUUUUUUUACCCUCUCCUUAUUAUCAAAAUAUUACCUAUGAUUAUUCUUUUUUCUUUUUUUUUUUUUCUUUCUUUCUUCGAUAUAUCAACGUUUUACGAAGGAUAUAUAAAUAAAUAAAUUUAUAUAAUCCUCUCUCUAUUUGCGUGUUGUUUUGUUCAAUGAUAAAAACGAUCAUUCGAUGAUUCUUCUUCGAGGUGAACCAUUGAGAAAGACAGACAGACAGGAGAGUACUAGAAAGAGAGAGAGAGAGAGAGAGAAUUAGAUGGUGGGUUUAAUUUCAAAAGAAAAAAAAAAAAAAAAAACAAAAAAAAAAAACAAAAAAAAACAAAAAAAAACAAAAAAAAAACAAAAAAAAACAAAAACAAAAAAAAAUAAAAAUCCCUUGUAAGCUGCUAAUAAUUCCGUGCUCGUAUAUCGAAUUUGUCUUUUUUCUUUUUUAUUUUUUUUUUCUCUCCCCAAUAUCCGUUGAUUCUAUCAAUUUCGAUGAUUUCACGUACAUCAUAAUUUUCUCUCUAGACAUUGAUGAAACAACGAUAAGAUUAAUAAAUAUAAUCUCGUCAGCGUUAAUAGUGGAUCUUUUGGUUUCCUUUUGGACGUUGCCGUUUUUAAAUGGCCAGAGAUUGAAGAAAA